Rhizoctonia solani is the source of this 3009-nucleotide messenger RNA. RefSeq names its product Retrotransposable element Tf2 protein. The transcript is spliced from 2 exons. Gene Ontology annotation, biological process: DNA integration. The record is from RefSeq and is a predicted model, not a curated record. The coding region runs from base 1 to 3009 and encodes 1002 amino acids. Gene Ontology annotation, molecular function: nucleic acid binding. NCBI's taxonomy places the organism in Eukaryota, Fungi, Basidiomycota, Agaricomycetes, Cantharellales, Ceratobasidiaceae.
AUGCUUGAUGGGUCAAGCCCCCAGGCUGGAAAGAUUUGGAAGAAGGCCCACCUAACCUUCCUAUUUGAUGGCAAACGCAUGACAGAAACCUUCCUGAUUUGCAAUACUGGAUCACACGCCGCCAUCCUAGGAAUUAAAUGGUUAGAAAAUCAUAAUCCCAAAAUUGAUUGGAACUCGCGCACCCUAUCAUUCCCUCACACGCCUCCGGAACACAUAGCCAUUGCUGAAGAGGAGGAAGCUGACAAGGCACCCCUUGAAGGAGUACCCUCCAAGUACCAUCAAUAUGCAAAGGUAUUUGGGGAAGAAGAAUUCAAUAAACUUCCCCCUCAUAGACACUACAAUAUUGGUAUCGAACUUACGGAAGAAGGACCCCUGAACUCCCCCCUUUAUAGCAUGACUGAUGCCGAAUCCGCUACACUUAAGGACUGGCUCAGGGACGAGCUCAAGGCUGGGAAAAUCCGACCCAGUAAAUCACCAAUCAGUUCCCUGGUUAUGUUUGUGCCCAAAAAGGAUGGCUCCCGUCGACUCGUAGUAGACUAUCGUUGCCUGAACAACCGGACAAAGAAGAACGUUUACCCGCUACCCCGUCCAGAUGACCUCAUGGCCCAGCUUCGCGGUGCCAAGGUCUUCACCAAGCUAGACCUAAGAUGGGGUUACAAUAACGUCUGUGUUAAAGAAGGUGACGAAUGGAAAACGGCUUUCCACACCAAAUAUGGCCUAUACGAAUCCCUGGUUAUGACCUUUGGCUUGACUAAUGCUCCUGCGGCCUUCCAACACUUCAUGAACGAACUGUUCAAGGAUUUAUUGGAUGUAUGCGUCAUCAUCUACCUUGAUGAUAUCCUAAUCUACUCAAAGGAUGACGCAACCCAUACCCAGCACGCAUCCAAGUGUACAUUCCACGUCACAUCAGUGGAGUAUUUAGGAAUAAUUGUAUCGGAUAAGGGAUUCAGCCUGGAUAAGCUCAAAAUCCAGGCAGUCCAAGAAUGGCCUACGCCCACCAAAGUCAAGGAAAUACAAUUGUUCCUAGGCUUUGCCAAUUUCCUGCGCCGCUUUGUUGCCAAUUUUAGUCACAUAGCCCGGCCACUGCACAACCUGGUGAAGAAAGAUACGCCAUGGAAAUGGGAAACUAGGGAACAGGAAGCCUUCCAAAACUUGAAGGAUGCCAUCACUAGUGCCCCGGUACUCUGCCACGCCGACCCUGCCAAACCAUACUUCCUCAAAACGGAUGCCUCUGGCGCAGCACUGGGCUCCAUACUAAGCCAACACCAAGAGGAUGGUUGCCUACAUCCCCUAGGUUUCUUGUCAGAAUCAUUCAAAGGUGCCAAACAGAACUACGACACCCACAACAAGGAACUCCUUGCAAUCAUCCGCUCCUUUGAAUAUUGGCGAAUCUUCCUGGAAGGAACGGUCCACCCCAUAACGGUAUUCACCAAUCACAGGAACUUAGAGUACUGGAAAGAAUCCCGAACCUUCAACCGUCGUCAUGCAAGGUGGCACCUUUUACUAGCUGGCUACAAUUUCCAAAUAGUCUAUUGCCCUGGCAAGCAGUCCGGCAAACCAGAUGCCCUGUCCCGCCGCGCCGACCACGCCAAUAUUCCGCCUGCCGACCAAACAAUGCUGCCCGACCCCGUCUUUGCUAACGUGGCACUGGUCCUACCAGAAAAAGAGCUACAAAGGCGUAUUGAGUCAAGCCUGGACCAGGACAAGUCCCUGGAAGAGAUUCUCCAAUUCUUACAAAACGAGUCCAAGGCACCACCCUCCAUCAAACGCGCGUUCAAGGAUUAUGAAAUGGAGGCUGGACUGUUGUUUUAUCAGGGACGGAUUGUAGUACCGGACGUAGGGACCUUGAGGACGGAUCUGCUCAAAAUCUUCCACGAUAGUCCGUUGGCGGGCCAUCCAGGCAGACAAAGGACUCUAGAACUAGUAUCCAGAACUUACUACUGGCCCGGCAUCCGUGCAGAUACAUACUGGCACGUUGACUCAUGUGAAACCUGUCAACGGAUUUGGAAACCCAAGUACGCGUUGAUCCCGCCUCAGCCUUUAGAACUCCCAUCACGCCCGUGGCAACAUGUGUCAUACAACAUGAUAGUAGACCUACCCAAAGACGGAAACUGUGAUUCUAUCCUGGUCAUUGUGGAUAGUUUUACUAAGUACGUGAUCCUAGUAGAGUGCUCCAAGAAGCUCAAGGCCCCGGAACUAGCAGACCUAUUCCUACGCCAUGUGUGGAAGCGUUACGGCAUGCCUGAGAAGACAAUAUCAGACCGCGGACGGGUUUUUAAUAACAAAUUCCUGAAGGUGCUGUACCAACGACUGGGGAUUGACCCCCACUUCUCUUCAGCCUACCAUCCUCAAAGCAACGGGCAAACGGAAUGCGUGAACCCCACGGUGGAACACUUUUUACGGGCGUACUCAGGGGUAAACCAGAAAGACUGGGUCAAGUGGCUACCAAUGGCGGAAUUUGCCUACAACAACGCGGUACACAGCUCAACAGGCAAAUCCCCCUUCAAGGCACUUUACGGCUGGGAACCUUCCUUGACUCCAAGUAACGUCCCAACGGAUGUCCCCGAGGCAGAUAAUCUGGCAACCCAAAUGGAAGAACAAUGGCGGGAAAUAGAGGCGGCACUCCGGCAAUCAAAGACACGCAUGGUAGCCGGAGAAGUAGGAGAACCACUCGAGUUCAAAAUUGGAGAAGAAGCCUGGCUAGACGCUAAAAACGUGAAGCUAAAGACCCUGAGUCCAAAGCUAACUGAACAACGCUUAGGCCCCUUCAGAGUAACCGAGAAAAUCUCCAACAGAGCAUACCGCCUGGAACUUCCGCCAACAAUGAGAAUCCACGAUGUGUUCUACGUGGGUCUCCUGUCAAAAGUCAAAAGGGACAAAAAGCGCGACUUUGAGAACCGGCCCCCACCUGUCACUGUGGAUGGGGAGGAAGAAUACGAAGUUGAAGGGAUCACAGACAUGGAGGAAAGGAACGGGAAGUGGUUUUUCAGGGUAAAAUGGAAAGGCUAA